ACACCACCUCACUCGUGUUAGCUCGGAUCUGUAGCAAAGAGCGAAGAGCGAAGCUGCAGCCUGCAGCUACGCUUGUUCGCUUGAGACCUAGGGUACGAGCAACAAUAAUAGAGAGUGACUGAGUGAGCGAGCACUGAGUAGCAAGGGCCCGGCACAAACAGGACGCAGCCGGCAACGUGUACGUCGAACCAAACAGAGAACAGCUAGCUAAUCGAUCGGUCGCCAUGACCAAGGACGACGCCGUCCCGGUGGCCGUGGCGCCGGCGAAGCGCCCGCCCAUCAACAAGUACGCCUUCGGCUGCGCUCUCCUCGCCUCCAUGAACUCCGUCCUCCUCGGCUAUGAUAUCUCGGUGAUGAGCGGCGCGCAGAUAUUCAUGAAGGAGGAUUUGAAGAUCACCGACACGCAGAUCGAGAUCCUCGCCGGCGUCAUCAACAUCUACUCGCUGUUCGGCUCGCUGGCGGCGGGCAUGACGUCCGACUGGCUGGGCCGGCGGUACACCAUGGUGCUCGCCGCCGCCAUCUUCUUCACGGGCGCGCUCCUCAUGGGCCUCGCCCCGAACUACGCGUUCCUCAUGGCCGGCCGCUUCGUGGCCGGCAUCGGCGUCGGCUACGCGCUCAUGAUCGCGCCCGUGUACACCGCCGAGGUGGCGCCGACGUCGGCGCGCGGCUUCCUCACCUCGUUCCCGGAGGUGUUCAACAACAGCGGCAUCCUCCUCGGCUACGUCUCCAACUUCGCCUUCGCGCGCCUCCCCGUCCACCUGAGCUGGCGCGCCAUGUUCCUCGUCGGCGCCGUGCCGCCCAUCUUCCUCGGCAUCGCCGUCCUCGCCAUGCCGGAGUCGCCCCGGUGGCUCGUCAUGCGGGGCCGCAUCGAGGACGCGCGCCGCGUGCUCCUCAAGACCUCCGACUCGCCCGACGAGGCCGAGGACCGGCUCCUCGACAUCAAGAAAGCCGUCGGCAUCCCCGAGGACGCGUCCGAUGGCGAGGACGUGGUCGCCAUCGUCCGCGCGAACAAGGCCUCACAGGGAGAGGGGGUGUGGAAGGAGCUGCUGCUCAACCCGACGAGGCCCGUCCGCCGCAUGCUCGUCGCCGGGCUCGGCCUGAUGUUCAUCCAGCAAGCCACCGGCGUCGACUGCGUCGUGAUGUACAGCCCGCGGGUGUUCGAGCGCGCCGGCAUUAAGUCGAAGACGAACUCGCUGGGGGCGUCCAUGGCGGUGGGCGUUUGCAAGACCUUCUUCAUCCCGAUCGCGACGCUCCUCCUCGACCGCGUCGGACGGAGGCCGCUCCUCCUCGCCAGCGGCGGCGGCAUGGCCAUCUUCCUCUUCACCCUGGCCACGUCCCUGCUCAUGAUGGACCGGCGGCCGGAGGGCGAGGCGAAGGCGCUAGGCGCCAUAAGCAUCGCCGCGAUGCUGUCGUUCGUGGCGUCGUUCGCCUCGGGGCUGGGCCCCGUCGCGUGGGUGUACACGUCGGAGAUCUACCCGGUGCGGCUGCGUGCGCAGGCGGCGGCCAUCGGGACGGGGCUGAACCGGCUGAUGAGCGGUGCCACCACCAUGUCCUUCCUCUCGCUCUCCAACGCCAUCACCAUCGCCGGGAGCUUCUACCUGUACGCGUCCAUCGCCGCCGCAGGGUGGGUGUUCAUGUACUUCUUCCUGCCGGAGACCAAGGGCAAGAGCCUGGAGGACACCGUGAAGCUCUUCGGCAAGGACACAGACGACGACGAUGACGUCGACACUAGCCGCCAUGAGCGCAAGAGGUCCACUGAGCUGAGCGCUCAGCACUGAACAGAACACGUCCGUCCCGAGUCCGAGUGUGGUCGAAGCCUAUUCGUUCUCCGAUAGAAAAAAGCUUCGACAUCGUGUGUUGCUUUGUGAAUCUUCAGAUUCUGGCCACUUAGGUUAGAUUGCUAGACUUUUGGAUCUCGUGCACAUCAGCUUGUUGGCCUUAGCCAACAUGUAGGGACAUUGAGCUGCUUUACGGGGGAAAAGAUCGUGUGAUAUUCCACACUGCAGGGACGAGUCCACGUAAAAAGGUCGCAGUCACCGUUGCGGUUACGCAGCUUGGCACGGAUCUGUGGGUCUUUUUCACCCUGUACAACAAUUCAACCGGCCAAUCCUUCGACGACAGCAUUGAGAUCCAGGGAGCCAGGGUCUACCUGGCUAUGUUUUCUUGUUCAGAUAUUACCGUGGCAGUGUAAUUGUAUACGAGUCUAUAAUGUAUAUAGCUUUUUAUGUAUAUGACUCGAUCACUUUUGUGUCCCUGUGUGACUGUCGCUUAAUAUAAAGGAGAUUUCCUUUUAUUUGUUUUA
Messenger RNA from Oryza sativa Japonica Group (Japanese rice), 2302 nucleotides. Its product is annotated as polyol transporter 5. The record is from RefSeq and is a predicted model, not a curated record. Gene Ontology annotation, molecular function: transmembrane transporter activity. Gene Ontology annotation, cellular component: membrane. Gene Ontology annotation, biological process: transmembrane transport. NCBI's taxonomy places the organism in Eukaryota, Viridiplantae, Streptophyta, Magnoliopsida, Poales, Poaceae.